Yamadazyma tenuis ATCC 10573 is the source of this 1535-nucleotide messenger RNA. NCBI's taxonomy places the organism in Eukaryota, Fungi, Ascomycota, Pichiomycetes, Serinales, Debaryomycetaceae. The record is from RefSeq and is a predicted model, not a curated record.
GAAUAUCAUCACCAUGGCCGAAGCACAUCCACACAAAUGGCUUAUCACUUAUAACUCGAUUUCUACUUCCUUGUGGACAAUUGUCUUGUUUAACUCGGUGUUUUUGGGCAUAGCAUUGGGGCAGCCCUUGGUGUUUGAGAAAACCAACAAAAUCAACACCCUCAUCCAAACCGUCGCAUUGGUGGAGGUGGUUAAUGCUGCCACUGGAAUCGUUAGAGCCUCUUUGUUCACUACGGGAAUGCAGGUAUACUCUCGGUUACUUGUGGUGUGGGGAAUCUGGCAAUUUUUACCCGAAAGCCCUGCUAAUGAUCACUGGAGUUAUAUUUCAGUGACCAUUGCUUGGGCCUUAAGUGAGAUUGUCAAGUACAGUUACCAUGCCUCCAGUUUAAUGGGGAAUGUUCCAUACUGGUUAGCUUUCAUUCGAUACACUGCUUUCAUAGUCUUGUAUCCAGUUGGUGUUGGUUCGGAGAUGUUAAUCAUGUACCUUUCAUUGGAUGUUGCUAGGGCCGUGGCAGGUGAUUUGAUGUACUACUUCCUUAUUAUCAACUUGGCCUUCUACAUUCCAGCUUUGGUGCACUUGUACACUCAUUUGUUGAGGCAGAGAAAGAAGGUAUUGGGUAAGUACAAGAAAGAAGCAGUUGAAAAGAAGGAACAAUAAGCAGAAUUGGCUUAUAAACUUGAUUGAAGCUCAAAUUAAUUAUUUAGUCUGUCAAACUAGUGUUCUUAAUCUCCAUAAUGUAGUUCUUGGGUCGACCGUCUCGGGUAAUUACAUUCUUGCACGCUUUGUAGUCUACGGUCAAUACUGCAUCUAGAAUGCUCCUUAAGUAUUUACAAGAUACGGUAAUGCUGAACUAAUUUUCGAUUGUGCCCAUCCGGUUAAUUAUUCUCUCGAUGUACGUCGUUAUUGUAUCUUCAGUAUCAAACUGCCAUGCUUCUUCUGUUGUACUCGAUGGCCUCAUGAAUUUCAAAAACCGAUACCUAUCGUUGGGAUUAUGGUUCUUGUUCUGUUCGAACACAAUCUUAAUUUUCGAUAUAAUGUAUUCUGGUGAAUGCACAAUUGACAACUUGGCCAAAACGGUGUUGAUGAGAUAGUUGGGUACGUAUUGGUACCACCGUAAGUUCCAACUAAUCAUCUUGAUGAUAAUCAAAAGAAUUACAUCAAGUGGUAGAAGUUCUGUUUCCACUGCUUUCGUAAAAGUUUGGAAUACUUUUUCAUUUUGUUUCAAUAUCAAUUUGUUGGUAAAUAGCGACUUGUUGUAGCUGUUGGUGAAUAUAUCUAUUUGGGAGUCAUUAACAUCACUUAAAACAAACUCAUCGUAAAGUGCCAACACCUGAAUUGACCCAAAGUAAUUAAAUCCAUGACUUCCACUAUCACCCAUAACAGCUGUUAUCAAUGAGCUUAUUGAGGCUUUCAAAUGAUAUUUAACGUUCCAUCCUAAUAAUCCCAACACCUCCCAUUCUAAUGCACUGUGAUUUUGUUCUCUUUCUGAAGAACUUAUGGAAAUAAGUAUCUUCAAGUCCUGAAUAAUCACCAU